GCUCAAAUUGGGGGAUUUUCGGGUUAUAGCGUCAGCGGAGCGUGUCGGAUGAUGCGUAAGAAACUUUCGGGCGGCGGAAUGGACGCGACGGUGGACGAGCUGAGCGCGGCGUAUAAGGAGUUCGUGGCGGCUGCGGUGGCCGUGAUGGAAGCUCGCGAGCAGUCGGGCGGCCAGAAGACGGCAGCCACGGACGCGGCGCUUGAAGCCUUCAAGCAGCGAUGGGAGCUCUUCCGCGUCUCCUGCGACCACGCCGAGGAGCUCGUUGAGUCCAUCCGCCAGCGCAUCGGCUCCGAGUGUCUCGUCGACGAGGCCACGGGAUCUUCCUCUUCCGCCUCCACGCCCGCAAGCGUCGCGUUGGCUGCCCCCGGCAUCAAGCCAAUCAGCGCCGUCCGCCUCGAGCAGAUGAGCAAGGCCGUCCGCUGGCUCGUUAUCGAGCUUCAGCACGGCGUCGGAGGGCCCUCAGCUGCCGGACCUGGCGGUGGCGUCUCAACCCCGGCUGCCGGCGCCGGAGGGCAGCAUGUGCACGGCGGGGUCGAAUCGCGCUUCCCCGAGGAUGGCACCCAGUAGGUACUGUUGUUGCUUAUUAACUAGUAGUAUCAUGUUUCAAAAAAUAAGACAAGGAAUUUAUGUGUUAAGUUUUGAGAUUGGAAACAUUACAGUUUGUUGUGCUCAGCAUAGUACCUGAUGCGUAAAGGUGCGAAAUAUGGGGAAAGAACCACCAAAUGAUUGGCAUUAUUGUUGCUAGCUUGUUUCCUUGGCUGGCUGAUA
Messenger RNA from Triticum urartu, 768 nucleotides. It is a transcript of the gene MED32, whose product is annotated as mediator of RNA polymerase II transcription subunit-like protein. NCBI's taxonomy places the organism in Eukaryota, Viridiplantae, Streptophyta, Magnoliopsida, Poales, Poaceae. The record is from RefSeq and is a predicted model, not a curated record. Gene Ontology annotation, biological process: cold acclimation; regulation of DNA-templated transcription; root development. Gene Ontology annotation, cellular component: mediator complex.